This is a messenger RNA of Bursaphelenchus xylophilus (pine wood nematode), 827 nucleotides long. The record is from the annotation of a GenBank genome assembly. Lineage: Eukaryota; Metazoa; Nematoda; Chromadorea; Rhabditida; Aphelenchoididae.
AUGGUAAUAAUCGUCUCACGAGGGCUGUUUUUCCCGUGUUAUCACUCGCUUCUUGAGUUUCGUAGUUUUAGUUCUUCUUUUGGGAAAAUUGUCAAUUAUUAUAACAUUAUUUUUAGGUAAUGGUGAAGAUCACUCACGUCAUUUUUGACUUCGAUGGCGUGCUAAUUGACAGUGAGACUCAGUAUUCGACCGCUAAUCAGAAUGUCUUGAAUACGUGGGGCAAGGAAUUCACUUUGGACAAAAAAUUGGCCAUGAUGGGGACAAAGAAAAGUGAGGCUAUGAGGACCCUGAUCAGAAUGUCUGAUCUCGAAGGAAAGGUCACACCCGAAGAAUACGAGAAGAUCUAUGAUGUCCAAUUGGAUAAACUUUUGGCUGAGCCGCCAGAAUUGCCAGGAGCUGAUCAUUUGAUUAACCAUCUUUUCAAGAAUAAAAUUCCCAUGGCCAUCUGCACGGGCUCAGAUGAAUGGGAAUUCGAUCUCAAGACCAAGAAGCUCUACAAGAAAUGGUUGGAAAAGAUCCCUCUGAGAGUAUUAUCCGGGUCCGAUCCCGAAGUGAAGCAUGGGAAGCCGGCGCCGGAUCCAUAUUUGGUUACCCUUCAAAGAAUGGCACCUGAGGUGGACCCAGCCAAUGUUUUGGUUUUCGAGGAUUCCAUCAAUGGUGUCAAAUCUGCAUUGGCGGCUGGAAUGAACUGUGUGAUGAUCCCUCAAUGGCAGUUCGUGAAUGAGACGGGCAAAAAGGAAAUCGAGUCGUUGAAACCAAGAUUAGCUGAGCUUCUCGAUUCCUUGGAACAAUUCAAACCGGAACGUUAUGGACUACCUCCCUUCUAA